AUGUCGUGGAAGAGGGGGUGGGGCGGUGGCCGGGUGCCCGGGAGACCGACAGGGACGGGCACAGUGCCCGCCGCUUCUAUGAGGCAGCAAGUGCCUGUUAGAGAGCCACCACCACCACCAUCAUCCGGGGAUUUGAAAAUGGCGGCUGCGCAGCGAUCACCCAAUCAGGAGCAGGCGACGGUUGCUAGGGGACGAGGAGUCCCGCCCCCUCCACUGCCAGACCUGAAGCUAGAAGUGCUGAGCAACGGUGCUCAUGGUCUGAGUGCCUGUCCAGUUCUAAUUCACUGUGGCUUAUUUCAGAGGGAGUGCCUUUCCAUUCACAUUGGUCAAGCUGGCGUCCAGAUUGGGGAUGCUUGUUGGGAACUCUAUUGCCUGGAACAUGGAAUCCAGCCAGAUGGCAUCGUUCUUGACAGUCAACAGGAUCAGUUGGAAAAUUCUAAAACGAAGCACAUGAAUGCAUCUUUUGAUACCUUCUUUCAUGAGACGAGGGCUGGGAAGCAUGUGCCCAGAACACUGUUCAUGGAUUUGGAACCAACUGUUAUAGAUGGGAUCCGUACAGGAAAGUUCCGUUCACUCUUCCACCCAGAGCAGCUUGUGAGUGGAAAGGAGGAUGCUGCCAACAACUAUGCACGAGGUCACUACUCUGUGGGCUCCGAGAUCAUCAGCCUUGUGCUGGAGAGGAUCAGAAAGCUGGCAAGUGACUCUUCUCUCCUCUGAUCAGGCCAUACCUGGGCACUGGUGGUCUGCAGUAGGAUGCACCAACAUUAUCUACAGGCACCACCACGGCCACCCGAUCCUUUCAUCUGGAUGUCUUUGUGGGUGCUGAGACCUAGAAAAGGGUCCCAAUGUUGGUUAUGACUAUACCUUGUUACAUAAGAAGGGUGACACAAGGCUUUUACUUACUAGGUGGUCCCAUCUACCUUUGCUUCUACUAAUGCAGGGUUUAUCUUGCUAUCACAGACUUUUGAAGCACUCUGAAGCACAUAAUUUUCCAAGUCACCACUGCUUGUGAAGUUUUUAGGACACAGAUCCUACAUCUAGAGAUUGGUUACCCUAUUUACUGACAGUUCAUUCUUCCAUAAGGACCAAGUCUGGAGUAGGUGGUUUGGCAUAAUCAUUAGGUAACAUGAUGUCUGCUACAUCAGCGGUGUAGAUGGAAGGUUUAGAAGAGAUAGGUACUUCAAUUAUUAUUUCACUAAAAUAUUUUGCUCAUCACUUUCUUUUUUACUGAUAAAGGCCUUGCUUCUCAUCAUCUACCAAUACACUCACUCAU
Ictidomys tridecemlineatus (thirteen-lined ground squirrel) is the source of this 1273-nucleotide messenger RNA. Lineage: Eukaryota; Metazoa; Chordata; Mammalia; Rodentia; Sciuridae. The record is from RefSeq and is a predicted model, not a curated record.